This is a messenger RNA of Tarenaya hassleriana, 933 nucleotides long. RefSeq names its product iron-sulfur assembly protein IscA-like 2, mitochondrial. The record is from RefSeq and is a predicted model, not a curated record. The transcript has 4 exons. The coding region runs from base 50 to 589 and encodes 179 amino acids. Lineage: Eukaryota; Viridiplantae; Streptophyta; Magnoliopsida; Brassicales; Cleomaceae. Gene Ontology annotation, molecular function: iron ion binding; 4 iron, 4 sulfur cluster binding; 2 iron, 2 sulfur cluster binding. Gene Ontology annotation, cellular component: mitochondrion. Gene Ontology annotation, biological process: iron-sulfur cluster assembly.
UUCGAGAAACGCGAAGAUCGUCUUCCUUCCCCGGGGAUGCUCUAGUUUUAUGAGAGAGAGAGAGAGAGAUUGGUUGUGUAGUAGGAGGGCCAUGUCGAGAUCUCUGAUAAGACGCGUUGCUCCAUUUUUCGCUGCUCGUAUUCGGGAUAAUAAUCGGAUGCUCAACUUCUCCUCCGUCUCCGCUCUCAACCAAGUGUCUCCUUCGUUCUCGUCUGAAUCGGUUUCGUCUUCUGCCCAAUCCGAUUCUCCUUCUCCCGACGCCGUUCACCUCACCCAGAGUUGUAUCCAGAGAAUGAAGGAAUUACAAGCUAGUGAAUCGGAUGUGAAAAUGCUUCGUUUGGGUGUAGAAACAGGAGGCUGUUCGGGCUUUCAAUAUAUCUUUGAGCUUGAUAAUAAGACCAACGCAGAUGACAGAGUUUUCGAGUCGGAUGGCGUGAAAUUGGUUGUAGAUAAUGUUUCGUAUGAUUUUGUGAAAGGAGCAACCGUUGAUUAUGUUGAGGAACUUAUCCGUUCAGCAUUCGUGGUAGCUGAAAACCCAAGCGCAGUUGGUGGAUGCAGUUGCAAAAGUUCUUUCAUGGUGAAACAGUGAAGCAUCCUCAGUAUCAGUCAGUCAAAGGGAACCUGGUUUGCGGGUUUGAUUCAGCGUCUAUUGAAUCUCGCUAUUUUGUCCUCGGACAGAUCGGAGACAUUAAGACACGAGCACGGUGAUCAUUCCCCGCAGCUACCUAUCAUGUUCUGAAGUUUCUUUUACAAAAUUUCAGAGAAGCUAGAGAUGUCUAAUUCCAGAGCUGUUUGUAUGUUUGUUUAUUUCAUCAUGUGAUUGUUUUUUCCAGGUUCAUCCCUCCUGGGUUUUGUGAUAAUAAUCAGUGUAAUGGUAAGUUCCAUUUGACGUUUAAAAUUCAUAUUCCAAACGUAAUAAAGAUUUCAUAUUUA